This is a messenger RNA of Vitis riparia (riverbank grape), 542 nucleotides long. Its product is annotated as LYR motif-containing protein At3g19508. NCBI's taxonomy places the organism in Eukaryota, Viridiplantae, Streptophyta, Magnoliopsida, Vitales, Vitaceae. Bases 15 to 263 code for a protein of 82 amino acids. The record is from RefSeq and is a predicted model, not a curated record. The transcript has 3 exons.
AAACUUGGGAGAGAAUGAAGAAGGCUUUGAAAGCGUACGGCGCCGUUCUGAGGCUGGUGAGGCGGCUGCCCAAGGAUACAAGGCCAUACUACGCCAAGUACGCCAGAGAGAAUUUCGUCAACUACAGAGAAGUCGACGCCGCCGACCCUAACACCCUUAAUGACCUCUUCAAUAGAACUUACACCCACUCUCUUUGGGUUCUCAACAAGUAUUCGGUGGACCAAGCGGCUGCUGAUAAACUGAAAGAGAUCUGCUGCAGUUAAUAUACUCAUGUGCGUUCCAGAAUGCGGCAUGUUGUGUAGGAUCAGUGCCAUGUCGCGUGACUAAUGCUGCAAGGAGGUAUUUUUUUUGGCUUUCAUUCCUGCUUUUUCCGGUGAUAGUCUUGACUUUUGAGAAGGAACCAUCAGCUUAGAUUGGAGUUCAAUGUGUCGGCAUUAUCAGAGGACAAGGACACAGUUCUAUUUUUUUAUCUCUUUUCUUCGAUUGUCAGUCUACAAACGGGGUAUUUAGCGGAAAAUCCAAGGAUAAAUCUUUAUGAUAAC